GAAGAAUUUGAGAAUCUGACUCCAACUUUUUCGAUCUUUCAAAAGAAGAAUGGCGUCGGUGUCACCAUUAGCGAAAUAUAAAUUGGUGUUCUUAGGAGAUCAAUCUGUCGGCAAAACCAGCAUCAUCACUCGUUUCAUGUAUGACAAGUUCGACACAACCUACCAGGCUACUAUUGGAAUAGACUUCUUAUCUAAAACAAUGUACCUUGAAGAUCGCACUGUUCGUUUGCAGCUAUGGGAUACUGCUGGACAAGAAAGAUUCAGGAGUUUAAUACCAAGUUACAUCAGAGAUUCUUCUGUUGCUGUUGUUGUUUAUGAUGUAGCUAAUAGGCUCUCAUUUCUCAACACAUCCAAGUGGAUCGAAGAAGUCCGUACUGAAAGAGCAGGAGAUGUUAUCAUUGUUCUUGUCGGUAACAAGACUGAUCUUGUCGAAAAAAGGCAAGUUUCUAUUGAAGAAGGAGAUAGCAAAGGUCGUGAAUACGGAGUUAUGUUCAUCGAGACAAGCGCGAAGGCAGGAUUCAAUAUUAAGCCUUUGUUUCGCAAAAUCGCUGCGGCUUUACCAGGAAUGGAAUCGUAUUCAAACACUAAAAAUGAGGAUAUGGUUGACGUAAACCUUAAACCGACUUCGAAUUCAUCCCAAGGUGAUCAACAAGGAGGAGGUUGUUCUUGUUGAUGAUCAGAAGAAAGAAAAGAGAUAUAUCUUUCCCAUGAACAUGAAAAACCUUAGAUCGUCCGGUUUAGAUCACAGACCGGUUCCAUCAAUAUCAUUGUCUGUCUAAAUGCUAUAUAAAAAGAAAUGUUGUGAAAUGUUAGUUUUCAACUAUGAACACAUGUUUUUGUGAAUUCUGAGUUGUUACCAAGACUCUCUACAUGUGAGUGUAUCUUUUAUUUUGACAAUGGUUGAAGUGCUACACAGUAAAUUAGGAAAGGGUCA
Molecule: messenger RNA, 934 nt
Organism: Arabidopsis arenosa
Lineage: Eukaryota; Viridiplantae; Streptophyta; Magnoliopsida; Brassicales; Brassicaceae
Source: the annotation of a GenBank genome assembly